Messenger RNA from Aspergillus wentii DTO 134E9, 1164 nucleotides. Its product is annotated as Gfo/Idh/MocA family protein. NCBI's taxonomy places the organism in Eukaryota, Fungi, Ascomycota, Eurotiomycetes, Eurotiales, Aspergillaceae. The coding region runs from base 1 to 1164 and encodes 387 amino acids. Gene Ontology annotation, molecular function: nucleotide binding. The record is from RefSeq and is a predicted model, not a curated record. The transcript has 3 exons.
AUGCCCCUCCGUACAGCCAUAAUCGGCCUCUCCUCCUCAGCAACCACAUCUUGGGCCUCAUCAACCCACCUUCCCUCCCUCCUCACCACACCCGGAAAAUCCCUCUUCACCCUGUCCGCCCUCUGCAACAGCUCCAUCGCCGCCGCCCAAUCAGCCAUAAAAACAUUCAACCUCGACCCCUCCACGGUAAAAGCAUACGGCGACCCUGCCGCCCUCGCAGCAGACCCAGACAUCGAUCUCGUCAUCUGCGCGACCCGCGUCGACAAACACUACGAAACUAUCCUCCCCUCUCUGCGUGCGGGGAAAUCGGUAUACAUCGAGUGGCCGCUUGCGGGGGAUAAGGUGCAGAUUGAGGAGUUGGGGCUUGCUGCACGUGAGAGUGGGAAUGGGACGGGGAUUGCGGCGGUGGGAUUGCAGGGGAGGGUGGCGCCGGCGGUUUUGAAGGUGAAGGAGUUGUUGCGUUCUGGGGAUACUGGGCUGGGGAGGUUGUUGAGUACUGAGGUGAGGGCGUUCGGGGGGACGAUCGAUAGGGAGUUUCUGCCGCCGGGGUUGAAGUAUUUUGCGGAUAGGGAAGUUGGUGGGAAUCCGAUUACGAUUGGAUUUGGGCAUGUGAUUGACUACGUCCAAUCCGUCGUGGGAGACAUCAUCCCCGGAACAGACCAUGUGCAUCUCCAACUCCAACGCCCAGAUAUCCGUAUUCGCGAGCCCAAGACCGGCGAAAUCACAGAGACGAUUCGCUCGAAUGUGCCCGAUUUACUCAGUCUACACGGAACCCUCCCCGAAUCACCCUACACAGCCCUCAACGCAACCCUAACCGCCUACUUCAACCGCGGCCAGCCAUACCCCAACGACCCAUCCCUAACAUGGACGUUAAACUGCGAACAUGGCACGAUCAGACUCACCGCGCCAGCGGGGAUAGCACUACAAGCGCAUGCGUAUGCGGAGCCGGUGACGAUCUCCGUGUAUAGAUUCGAGACGGGCGAGGUGGAGGAUGUGCAGUGGGGGUGGGACGAGGCGCAACUGGAGGUUUCUGUCCCUGCGAGAUCGGUGCUGAGGAGUUUGGUUAAUCUUGCGGAGGGGAGGGAAGAUGGGUAUGUGAGUUUGGAGGAUGCGGUGGGUAGAGCGAGGCAGAUUGGGGGGUGGUUGGAUUCUUUUGAGAUUUAG